This is a messenger RNA of Condylura cristata (star-nosed mole), 9664 nucleotides long. RefSeq names its product B double prime 1, subunit of RNA polymerase III transcription initiation factor IIIB (gene BDP1). Bases 229 to 7152 code for a protein of 2307 amino acids. The record is from RefSeq and is a predicted model, not a curated record. NCBI's taxonomy places the organism in Eukaryota, Metazoa, Chordata, Mammalia, Eulipotyphla, Talpidae. Gene Ontology annotation, cellular component: transcription factor TFIIIB complex. Gene Ontology annotation, molecular function: TFIIIC-class transcription factor complex binding. Gene Ontology annotation, biological process: RNA polymerase III preinitiation complex assembly. The transcript is spliced from 39 exons.
GCAAGGUGUGGGGGAAAUUUAGCUAUUAGAGUAGCAGGGUCAUGAAGAAGAGGAGGCGGCGGGAGGAAGGAGGAGGUGGUGGGGGCGUGAAAUUGCGGUAGCUGCCCGCUGGGCUGGUGGUUUGACUUUGUGGGAAGGGCGUAGCUCCUACUCUUUCUUGGGGCAGUGGCCGGGGCUCGGGGCUGAGACCGGCUUUAGGGCCGCCUCCCCGGGCCCCCUGGCUCCGCCAUGUUCCGCAGGGCACGCCUAAGCGUGAAGCCGAAUGUCAGGCCUGGCGUAGGCUCUAGGGGCUCCACUGUCCCCAACCCCCAGCGUGGACUAGAGACUCCCAAGCCUCCAGAACCUUCAGUAGCAUCUACUCCAAAGCCAGCGGAAUCUACAGAUGUGUCCCCAGUGGAUUUCGGGGGAGCGGAGCCCCAAGAAAAGACUCCCGGGAAUAGUGAAAAAAAGACUGAUGGGGACAGUGAUGUUGAAGAAACCACUAAAUCUUCCUCUGCUGUUUCACAGAGAAAAAAACGAAUAUCAAGUACUUCUAAUUCGGUUAAGCCUAAUGUCAGCAUUCCUUCAGAACCUCAUCCCUUAUCUACAGUUAGUCAAGAAGCUCUGCAGUCUAAUUCCAUCCCAUCCAAACAGAAACAGCCAUGUUCCGACAGAUAUCGAAUAUAUAAAGCCCAGAAACUGAGAGAAAUGUUAAAGGAAGAAUUGAGAAAAGAAAAGAAGCAAUGGAAAAACAAAUAUGUAAUAAAUGAAAGUCAGAGACCUCCAGAUCGUUCAAAAAUGACUAUGAGAGACUUCAUAUAUUACCUGCCAGAUAACAACCCAAUGACUUCUUCCCUGGAGCAAGAAAAGAAAGUUGAAAAAUCAUUGCCACCAGUCCAGACAAGAGAACAAGAAGGUAAAAGUACCGCUGAUACUGAAGAUAAUGAAGAAACAGAAGAAGAAACAGAUGAUGGACCGUUGUUGGUUCCUCGAGUAAAAGUGGCUGAAGAUGGUUCUAUUAUUUUGGAUGAGGAAAGUUUAACUGUAGAAGUUUUAAGGACAAAAGGCCCUUGUGUUGUUGAGGAAAAUGACCCCAUAUUUGAGCGUGGCUCUACAACUACGUAUUCCAGUUUUAGGAAAAACUAUUACUCUAAACCAUGGUCAAAUAAAGAAACUGAUAUGUUCUUUUUAGCCAUCAGCAUGGUAGGAACUGAUUUUUCAAUGAUUGGACAACUUUUUCCUCAUAGAGCAAGGAUAGAAAUUAAGAAUAAAUUUAAACGUGAAGAGAAGACAAAUGGAUGGAGAAUAGAUAAAGCAUUUCAGGAAAAGCGUCCUUUUGACUUCGAUUUUUUUGCUCAUUUGCUUCAGAAAGUUCUUGCUGAAGAAGAGAAAAGAAAACAAAAGUCUGUUAAAAAUCAGAAUGUUUUAAAGAAAUCCUCUAAACCACGGAAAAAUGUAAAAGUGAAAAAAAUUGCCAGUGAAGAAGUGAAUGAUGAUCCAGAUGAAUCUAUGAGUACUAAAAUCUCAGACACAGAAGGAUCUCCAGAGGAUGUGCAAGCUGUCAAUCAUUCUAUAGUUGAAGAAGAAGAACAGACUCUGACUUUAUCGGGACAGAAUUUAGAACAGGUUGUAUUGGAACCAGACCCAAAUCAAAAGAAAAAAAGAAAGAAAAAUCAGGAUGAAGCUGGCAAACAGGAAGUAAAAGACAUUUCAGGAAAUGCUACUGUUCAGUCAGGCCCUUCUAAAGGAGAAAAACAGAAAAAUAAAUCUCAUUCUUUAAGGCCUGAGAUAGAUGAAGGUGAAGGCAAUAAGGAGCAGACGCUUUCCUGCAUUCAGAAUAUAGAUGACAUUGUGGGUUUUCCCUCUGAUGAAAAAGUUGAGGAAAGAAUUGAUCCUAUUCUUUCAUCAAGUAAUCAACAAGAUGCCAUGUCUGUAGGCAGUGAGACUUUAGAAUCAAGCAUUUUGGAUUUACCUUCAUCAGAAGUUGGAAUUCAUGCACUGUGUUUGGAGAAUAAUGCUGAGAUUAAUUCUACAGAAGAAAGAAAUGUUGACUUAAGUAAAAAAUUGGAAACUGACCAAGCAGAAAAUGUAAAACCAAUGGUAAGAGGACGAUUCCAGAGACCCAAACCAAAUUUAUCAAGGGCAGUUGGGAAGAAAUCAGUUCUUUCACAAGGUAAAACAGAUGCAGAGAGCAAGAGUUUACAUCCAGAAACUUCAAUUGAAAAGGAUAACAUGGAAAUUGAUAAAAUGAAUACAUUUGAUAUUUCUGGAAUGGAGAAUACAGAGAAAGAAAAUCCAGAGACUGAGGCUGUAUCUAAUUUGAGUGACAAGACUGGUCUGCAGGCAGAUGAACAACCAAAGACUUUAAGACCGGCACAACUAAUGAGAGGCCGAUUGCAGAGGCCAAAACCAAAUGUCAGUAAAGCUGCUGAAAGAAAAGAAACUCUUACAUCACAGGAAAAAACAGGGGAUAAUGUACAAAAGAUUGAAAAUGAAACCUGCAUUGAUGAAGAUAUUUCUGAACAAAUAGAAGAUCAGCCAUGUAAAAAUGUUGACUGUGAAGAAGUUACAUCACAAUCUGAGAAAAUACAGCCAGAUGAGCCCAAGGUUCUUAAUGAAUGUCUAAGUAUUCAAGAGGAUAAUAAUGCAAAUAAACUCAAGCAUGUUCCAAUUCUAAAGAGUCGAUUUCAAAAGCCAAAGCCAAAUAUAGGAAAAGGAAUUGGAAGAAAGGAUAUCUUAUGUAGGGGAGAAGUGCCAGAGGAGACACUUGCCUCUCAGGAAGUGACAAUAUCUUUAAUAGAAACUGAAAAAUUAGAAACCUCAACAAGGGAGAAAGUGCCAGUGGAGACCGAUACUGUUACAGAAAUGGAGUCAAAUUUAAAGGAAACUGAAAGAAGUGACACCUCUCCCAGGAAGAAGAUACCAGAAAUGAUUGAGGUUGCUGUGGAAAUGGAAACAGAUUUCAAAGAAACUGGAAGAGAUAUUUCUUUAGGAAAGGAGAUACCAGAGGUGAAUGAUGCCAGUGAGGGAAAAAAGACAGAUUUGGAAGAAACUGGAAAAGGAGCACUAUCUCUACAAGAAAAUGCCCCAGAGGAAGUCAGCACUCUAGGUGACAUAGAGACAGGAUUGAAGGAGAUUGGCAAAGAAAACUCCCCAAAGGAGAAGGCACUAGUGGGGAUCAGCACCUUAGGGGAAAAGGAGAUUCAUUUGGCAGAAACUGCAAAAACAGGCAUUUCUCUGAUGGAGAAGGUACCAGGAGAGGUGAUUAUCACUGAGGCAACAGAGGCAUAUUUGAAAGAAACUGAAGGGGAAAUUCCCUUGAGGCAAAGGAGAUCUGAAGAGAUCAGUACUACUGAGGAAAUGGUGGCAGAUUGGGAAAAAACUGGAAACAUAGAUAUUUCUCUAAGGAAAAAUGAGCCAGAGCAGACGGAAACCUCAAGACAAACUGAGACAGAUUUAAUACAGACCAGUAGUGGUGACUGCAGCACUGUGCCCUCACAAAAUAUCAAAGACACUAGCAGUGAAAUACUGCCUGUGGUACAUACAGCUGUAGAAGAAAAAGUAAAUGUUGAAAAGGAAAUAUCAAGUCCAUCACAUCAUUCUUUUCAGACUUCUGAACCUGAUAAAGUAGAAGAGCAAGGGAUGCUGCUUCUGGAUAUUCCACAGCAGUGUCCAGAUACUAACUUAAGCAAACCUCUUCCUCAAGAACAGAAGCCAUUUGAAGUUAAAACAGUACCUUUUGUGAGAAGUCGAUUCAAAAAACCAAAACCAAACUUGGCAAGAGCAGCUUUAAAGAGAGAAACUAUGGAAGCAGAAAAAUGUAUACCUGGAAAGAAAUUGGAAACUGACAAAAUGGAGGCUGUUUCACAACAGAACAGUGAAAACACAAAUUCUCUUCCUUCACAGCAGGGUGUGAAUUCUCUAAUCACAUCAACAGAAAAAGACAAAUCAGAUCCUCUGCAGGAGGAGGCUGUGAUAUCACCAUCUGUACAGACUCAAAAGGACCUUUCAAGUUCUUUUGAACUUAAAGAGGAAUCCCAGUCUACAGAAUCCCAGGAAAAAGAAUUAGUUGCUUCUGUUGGGACUGAAAAUAUAAACACUUUGCAACAAGAAGAGAAAGGAAAUGUUACCCAAACUGCUCCUCCAAUAAGGGGCCGACUUCAGAGACCCAGACCAAACAUAAGAAGGGCAGGGCAAAAGCAAAUAGAAAAAGCUGAAGCUAAAGUCAUAAUUAGGGAUGAAAAGAUAAUACUACAAAAAGAGGAAACUGAAAAAAAAUUAUUGACUGUGGCAAAUUCUCCAAUUGGAACUGAAAUUGAAGUUGUAUCCUCCAAAGUUUCAGAAUGCAGCAUGAAUGAUAUUCUGGAUGAAAAGACAAGACAUGAACAUAGAACGCAUGCUCCUAGCCCUACACAUUUGAUAAGAAGGCAAUCCCAAAAAGCUAAGCCAAAUCUGGGAAAAGCACAUGGUAAGAAAGAGGGACCAUGUUUAGAGAAAGACAGAGCCAAUCAGAGCGAGGCAAAGAAGCCGGAAGAUAACUCACUGAAGCAUAGAGAUUGUGGCAUUCAGCUUCUUCAAAAAGAAAAGGCCACACUUCUGACAUCUUUGGAGGUUUCACCGAGAAGAGAUUGUGUAGAUUCCACAGAGGCUGGUUUGGCCAAAAGAGGUGCUCAAACAGACAUUGGCCCAUCAGGGAGUGCCGGAGAGAAAACUGUAGGGAAUAACACUGUGUCUUCAGUCGUUGAAGAGCAGUUUCUCAAUAAACUAACAAGCUCUUCACAGCUGUUAAAAGAAUCAAAUUACCCUAAAAUUACUCUGGAGCGAAGGUCUGGGGUUACUACUGCCUCUGAGAGUGAGCUAGAUCGUGGUGAAAAGAGAAUACAUCGAAAGAUCAAGCCAAGUGUCACCAAAGGGCGUGGAUCAAAACGAAUUCGGAGUAAGACUUUUAAGAAGGAACCUAGAACUUCAAAGGCCAUGUUAGUGACUCUUCGGGCUUCCCAGGAAGAAGAAGAAGAUGAUGCUGAAGAUUUUGAAGUUGACUAUGAAGAAGAAAGCUAUCAUCUUGCUCCAGAAGAACUAAACAAAGCUCCUGUGUUUGUACCUGUUGGUCUCAGAUCUCCUGAACCUGUUCCUUCUCAGAUUGAGGAAACGAUGGAAGAGCUUGAAAUAACUGUGAAUGUCCCAGAUACAGAAUGCAUAGCUGUUGUUGAACAUCAGCUCUCCAAUACAGAAGUAACUACUGAAGUAAUGAAACAAGAAGAAAAUUUGAAUGCAUUAUCAGUUGAAGUGAGCAGAGUUGAACAUACCCAAGAUGAAGCAGGUAUGAAUGACGGAAGCACAGAAGCUGCCAUUGCUUUACUUACAAUGGGAGAUCUGGUAUUGCAGUCAGAGAUCAAUACAGAACAGAGUGAUGGUAAUGUAAAUUACAAAAUUGUUCACGAAUGUCAGCUUUCUUCAACUAUCAAUAGUAUAUCUCUUGCAUCAUUAGAUGAAGACAAAAUUAUAUUGGAGGAACAAAGUACAAAAGAAAAAAUUGGUUUAAUGGAGAAAGUACAGGAAAACACUCUACCAACCAGGGAUGCAGCUUUUGAAGUGACUAAUAAUUUGCUAAAUCUUGAAACAAUUUUAGGGACAAGCAGACUUGGCGUUCAUCAGGAAGUUCCUAAUUUAUUUAUAACUGAAGAAGUAACUCAAAGAGAAACUGAGGAAAAUGCUUCUAAAGCAACAGAAUUAGAAGAUACAAAUCUUGGAUCAGUUAUAACAUUAGAGAGCAAGGAGCAGAGAGAACUGAUAUGUGUACAUGGUGUUGAAGAGACCAACAUUUCACAAGGAGUAAGCCUAACUGAAAGACAUGAAGAUCAAGAAGAAGGAUCUCAAGUUCAUAUAUUGUCAGUUGCUCCAGUUGUAUCCUCUGAUCCCAUAAGGUCCCACACACUUGAUGUGGGUAAUGGUCUUGCUAACAGUACUAUUGAAGAGCAACUUAGAAGGGACUCUAAUGGAGACAGUGUGCUUACACUUCAUGUGCCAGAGUGUACCCCAACUAGUAUUCCAGAAGUUCAACAAGAGAAUAUAGUCAGUUCUCAAGACCUAACAGUGAAUCUGGUUUCUAAUGUACAUGAAGAUGGAGAAGAUGAUCACACCUUCAUUUUGACUCUGGUGGAAAUCCCAGCCAAUGCUGUGGAAGAAUUUACUGACACCACUACAGAGUUAAUGCCAAACUCUUUGCUGCCAGCGCCUAUACUGGUCAAAUCAGCAAAUACAGAAGAAAGGGAAAACAUGAGUAUGAGUUUUCCAAUGACUACAGCUGGUCAGGAUGCCUUGUGUUCAUCUAACUGUAGAAGAGAUGAUUCUGAAAAGCCUCCUGCAGAUUUGGAUCUUCUAUCUAGGAAGAGAUUUCGUUGUAGGCUCAAUGAGAGUGACCAUGUUCCUCCUGCCAAAAAAAGUUCACUCACUUCAAGAGACAGUUGUCAGAAAUAUACCUCUGAGAUGUGUUCAAAGGAAUUAAUAAACAUUUUUGAGAAAACAGGGGAGUCUUACAAAGGACAAGAUGCCUUCCCUGCCUCAGGAAGCAUACAUAUAACUCCAGAACCUCAGAAAGAGCAACUUGAACCUUCAACUUUUCAGAGCAUAGGAUCUACAGCUAUUGAUAAAAUAAUAGAUACACAUAUAGUAAACAAUACACCUCAGUUACCUCAAGAUGAGAUGAUUGUUUCCGAUAAGAAUGAAAGAACUUGUUCUGCUGUUGAACAAAUGGAUAAGCAAUCAUCAUCAUCAAAAACCCCACUAUCCAGACCUGGCCGAAGACCAUUGGGAUUUUUGUCUUUGAUAUGUUCAAAGAAUACUUUGGAGUCUAAUGAACCUACUCAAGUUCAUAGUAAGAAGCGCCUAAAACCUCUUAUACCGGUAUCAAGACAGAAUUUGAAAAGAUCUAAUCCACUCAAUGAAAGUCAGAAGAAAGCUCAAGAUUCCUCUGAUCUGCUCCCAUCUCCAAGUAGUGUUAUUAAUACUCAAACUGAGGAUAUUAGCAGUUCAGCCACUCAGGUUUCUUGUGACCAUCCAUUACUGAAUGAAGAACGUAAAAGUGACCAAAACCGGCCUUCUGGGGAGGAGCCAGCUACAAUCUCUGAAUACUUCUUUAGUGAUAUCUUUAUUGAAGUGGAUGAAACAGAAUAAAAGCUCCUUUUUUUUUUUUUUUUUUAAGUCUGAAAUUUUCAGGGUCAAGUAUAUUGAAAAGCAGUAUUUAGAAAAUAGAUAACUCACUAUUUUUCUUUAGGUUGAUUUUGAAUAUGUAAUGAAAUUGCUUUGAACUUUUUAUAAUCAGUGGAUAACAUUGAGGUUUUUUUCAUUUGCAUAGAUUCAGCAUUUUGGAAACAUGAAACAAUUAAGACUACUUUCUCAGAAAUAACCACUGUUGUUUACAUUUUCACUCUUCCUGUGCUGAGCACAGAUGGACAUUUUGGAAUGUCCUGGAUAAUGUCUCUGUCUAAUCAUAGUGCUGAAGUAUUUGGAGGUGGAUUGUGUUUAACAUUUAAUUGAAAAUUCUUUUGUAAGAAAUUUUUCUGUUUGUUUUUUGUUUUUGGAUGGUGAAGGCCUUUUCAGUUGCUUCUAAAUAUGUGUAAGCAAAUUGUGAAGCUUCACUUUAGUAUAAUAAAUGUUAAAAGCUUUUCUAUUAUCAACUAUUUGCUGACUGAAAAAUAAGUAUUUUUCUAUUUCAUGUACAUGUAAUAUUAGUCCUAAUUGAAGAACUAGUAUUUAAACUUAUUAUUUAUAAAGAUGAAACAUCAGAAAGCUUAUUUAUUUUAAAAUUUUUAAUUUAAAACUAUAGUCAGUUUUAGUUAUUUUCAUCCCUGAGAUUGUGGGUAAAGAAGGCUUUAACAAAUUUGUCGCCCUCUUUAAUUUUAAAGAUGUUUAAAAUGAUGUAACUAAAAGUGUUUGGAUAGUGUAUAUGUUUUAAAAUUUUUUUCUCAUAGUUGAGUACAUUGACUUUGUACUGUGAAUUUUUUGCUUUUCUUUUUUUCUUGGAUAAUCUCAGGAUUUGUAUGGGGUGGGGGGGCCCUAACUUCAUUACAAGACAAAUUCCCAUACAGAAGGCAGUCUCCUGUUCCUAUAAACAUACAUUCCUAUUUUUGAAAAACAAUUUCUCCCUUCUUUCCCCCCACCCAUCCACUAAACUCUGCUUAAGGAACAGUUAGGUCUUUAAGCACAGAACAUAAUUCUGAUGUUAAAAAUAAAGUAAAAUAAUGUUUAGACUUUAUUAAUAAAGUCAAUGAUUAUCAUCAUUAUGAAUUUAAGGAUUGUUUUAAAUUUUGAGAUUUAUAUAUGUAAUUUCUUUAUCCAUCUAAGCAAAUCUUUGGUGUUUCUAUAAAUUUCUUAAAGAGCAGGUCUUAUUGUCUUAUUUGAAUGGUUUCUUCAGUUGAUAAUAUAUAUUAGACCAGAAAUCAGAACUGUUUUUUACAAAAUAUUUUUGAGUUUGUGGGCCAGGUGGUUUCUUUGGCAACUCCUCACCUUUUUCAUUUCAAUGUGAAAUCAGCCACAGCCAGUACUUUUAAUAUGAUAGACAUGAUUGGGUGGACUUUUUCUUUGAACCCUAAAUUAAACAAUACUUUUCUUGCUUUAAGGUGCUGACAUCUUUAUCAAUGAGAUAUUUAUCAUUGAAUUUAUGUGUUAUGUUUGAUAAUCAAAAUGGUGUUGAUCACGUUAUGAAACCACCAGUAUUUUAAUUGGGAAGGUAUUUUAAAGUCUAGAUAAUUGUUUUGUGUAUUGAAAAAUGGUGGCAAGCUUUUCAAGUUCAUUAGUAAAAUAGGAUAUGUGUCAGUAAGUAUAACAGUGAUCUUAAUUUAUUGAGAAUUGAUAUUAGAGUAUUUCUUAUUCAUUGCCUUACAAUGAAAUUUAUAUUUUAACUUAAGAGUCAUAAAGGAAUAUCGGUAAAUGAAUGGAAAUCCUCUUUGGAUAUUCAUUUAUUCAUGAUUAAUAUAUCACCAAAUCAUGGCAGUAAACAUUGCUAAUUUAAUACUCUGUUUUUGUAAAAUAAAAAAAAUCAUUCUGAAAAUAUUCUUUCUCUUAAUGUUAGACGGGGGAUUAGAUUGCCAAAUUAAAUCAUUAUUUUAUCAUCUCUGUAAUAUUUAUUUUUUUAACUUUACUAACAUCUGUCUCAUCUGUUUAUCUGUAAUGAAUUAAUUUUAUGGAAGAUGUAACUUUGAACUGUAUAAAGAAUAAUUUUAUCUGUGUGCAUUCAUUGUAUUAGAGAAUCAAGCCAACCAGCUAAAUUAUCCUACUGUUACAUUCUUAAAAUCUAGGAAAAGAGAAACUUAAUCAGUGUAUUUACCUUACCAGGUGGUAAGGCUUACUCAUCUAAAGACUUUAUGUAAAUUCAUGUACAGAUGAGAAGAAUUUGUAUUUUAUAAGUCUUAAGGAGAUAUGAUAAAGGUCUUUAUAUUUUCUUGAAUUUCCUCCUGAACACUUUAUUUCUUAAUAAGUGGUCCGUGUAAUGAUUUAAAAGCCUAUUUGUUGUUAAUAAUCAUUGUUUACCACCUUUUAUUUGAAAUAGAUGUGACCAUGUAAUGUAUAUACUAUGUUGCUUGAAGAAGUCUAACAAAAAAGCAGUAUCUGUCAUUUGUAAAUUUUCUUGUUCUAAAGAAAGCAGUUAUGUUCUAUAAAUAUAGAUUACGUAAAUAAAGGUUAUUUU